CAAGAGUGAUGAGUACUCGAUUGAGGGAGGGUUAAACCACAAACCAUCGACUAGAAGUUGGUGGAAUUAGUGGUAAGAAAUCGAUGGAGAUUUUUGGGAUUCAUCUGGUUUUGAUACUUUUAAUAAUUUGUUGUCCAGUAGUUUGGAAUUUGUUGAAGUGGGUGUGGUUUAGGCCUAAGAGGGUCGAGAAGUGGCUGAGGCAGCAGGGCCUCCAUGGAAAUCCUUACAGGAUCUUCUUCGGAGACUUUAAGGAAAUUACGAGGUUGCAGAAAGAUGCGAGAUCCAAACCCAUGAGUUUUUCCCAUGAUAUUGUGCCCAGAGUUGUUCCUGAACUCGAUCUAGCUCUCAGAAACUACGGGAAGCAUAGCUACCUAUGGUUUGGGCCGAGACCCGCAGUGAUUGUCACGGAACCUGAAUAUGUCCGAGACAUAUUUUCGAAGCUCGAUGUUUUCCAAAAGCCGCGCAUUCCAGCUUUUCGACGUUUGUCAAGAGGGGUAGAUUCAAUGGAGACGCACAAAUGGGCCAAGCAUCGAAAGCUCAUCAAUCCAGCCUUCCAUGCCGAAAAGCUGAGGCUCAUGGUUCCAUCCUUUUACUUGAGUUGCGCCGACAUGUUGAAAAAAUGGGAUGAGAUUAUCCCGAAUGAAGGGCCGUGCGAGUUGGAUGUGUGGAGUUAUCUUCAAACUCUCACGAGCGACGUGAUUUCGCGCACUGCCUUUGGUAGUAGUUUUGAAGAAGGAAGAAAAAUAUUUGAACUCCAAAGGGAACAAGCCCAGCGAAUCAUGGACAAACAACGCUCGGUUUACAUCCCGGGGUGGAGGUUUUUACCGACGAAACACAAUAGAAGAAUCAAGGAAAUCGUAAAGGAAAUAGAGUCAACCUUGAUGAGCAUCAUCGAGAGAAGAAUGAAAUUAAUGAAAGUCGGGGAGGGUAGUGGUGACGACUUACUUGGUUUGCUAUUGGAGUCUAAUAUAAAGGAAAUCGAAGAACGAGGAAGUAGGUUUGGAAUGAGCAUGGAGGAGGUGAUCGAAGAGUGCAAGCUUUUUUACUUCGCCGGGCAAGAGACUACCUCGACUCUACUCGUUUGGACUAUGAUUCUUUUGGGGAAGUAUACGGAUUGGCAAUCUCGAGCAAGAGACGAGGUUCUACAAGUCUUUGAAAAACGAAAACCCGAGUAUCAAGAGCUAAACCACCUCAAAGUUAUUACCAUGAUACUCCACGAGACUAUGAGGUUAUAUCCGCCGGGAGUCAUGCUUAAUCGAAUAACUACUGAAGAUAGUAAACUUGGAAAUUUGACUCUACCGGCCGGAGUGCAACUUAUACUGCCAAUCAUUUUAUUGCACCAUGACAAAGAGAUAUGGGGCGACGACGCAAAGGAAUUUAAUCCAAUGAGGUUUAGCGAAGGAGUUUCCCACGCGACGCAAGGCCAAAUGGCGUAUCUCCCAUUUGGAGGCGGGGCUCGGAUUUGCGUGGGGCUAAACUUUGCCAUGGCUGAAGCAAAAAUGGCGUUAGCUAUGAUUCUACAGCGUUACGCUUUCAAGCUUUCCGCGUCCUAUUCCCAUGCUCCUUUCACGGUGGUUACUCUUCAGCCUCAACACGGCGCGCAUUUGAUUCUUGAGAAGAUAAAGGAUUGAGAUUUUUUUGUGUUAGAAAAUGUAUGAUUAAAUUUCUUUUUCAUCUCUUAUUUUUUAUUUUUUAUUUUAUAACGUGGGAACCCGCAAUUACUACCUUCAGGUGUGCUCUAGAUAAACCUCGGUCGAACUUAACAGUCUGUAUGAUUAUGUUUCUUUGAUAUGGUGUGGAUUGUGUAUUGAGAAAUAAAGUGUGGAAUUGUUUAUUA
Molecule: messenger RNA, 1837 nt
Organism: Andrographis paniculata
Lineage: Eukaryota; Viridiplantae; Streptophyta; Magnoliopsida; Lamiales; Acanthaceae
Product: cytochrome P450 CYP72A219-like
Exons: 5
Coding region: 84-1631 (515 amino acids)
Molecular function (GO): heme binding; oxidoreductase activity, acting on paired donors, with incorporation or reduction of molecular oxygen; monooxygenase activity
Source: RefSeq, a predicted model, not a curated record